AUGAAACCACAGGCCAGUAUUAUGGCUCAUGCUGCCAGAAAUUUGGGUCAAAUACGGCUAAAUUCCACCGUGAAAACCACUUCUUAUGAUCCAAGAAAGCAAGAGAUCCCAGAACAUUCAACUUUGUUCAGUAUGAUUCAACCUACUGGUAUGUUCCAUUUAGGUAACUAUCUCGGUGCUGUUAGAGCUUGGAAGGAUCUUACAGAUUAUGCUCCUGAUUCCACAAAGUUGAUCUUUGGUACUGCUGAUUUACAUGCUAUUACUAUUCCUAAACCGGCUAAAGAUAUAAGAAAAUUUAGAAGUGAAGCUAUUGCAAGUAUAUUAGCUUCAGGUGUUAAUCAUGAAAGGGCAAUUAUUUACCACCAAAGUGCACUACCUGAACAUGCUGAAUUGAAUUGGAUCUUAUCAACUUUGGCUGGUACUGGCUAUUUAAAUAGAAUGACACAAUGGAAAUCAAAAUCUGAAGGUUUAGAUAACUCAAGUUUAGGAUUAUUUGCUUAUCCAGUAUUACAAGCUGCAGAUAUCUUAUUAUUCAAAUCUACACAUGUUCCAGUUGGUGAUGAUCAAGUUCAACAUUUGGAACUUUGUAGAACUCUAGCUGAAUCUUUUAACAAACAAUUUGGUAAAACUUUUAAAUUACCAACAACAUUAUUAGCACCAACUAAAAAAAUCUUAAGUUUGAGAGAUCCAUUGAAAAAAAUGUCAAAAUCUGAUAAAGAUCAAAAUGCUACAAUUUAUAUUAAUGAGACAUCUGAUGAAAUUGCUAAAAAAAUUAAAAAAGCAGUUACAGAUUCAACAUCAACUCAUUUUAAUUAUGAUCCAGAAAAUAGACCUGGUGUUUCAAACUUAAUUAAUAUUAUAAGUGGUAUUCAAAGGAAAUCAAUUCAAGAAGUUGAAUCUGAUAUUUCAGAUUUUAAAGAUCAUAAAACUUUCAAAGAUUAUGUUUGUUAUGUUAUAAAUGAAGAAAUCAAUGAACCAAGAAGAAAAUUUGAAGAAUUAGUUCAAAAUUCAAACUACUUGAAUAAAAUUGUUCAAGAAGGUAAUGAAAAAGCUAGAGCUAUCGCAAGUGUUAAUAUUAAAGAAUUUAAACAAAAAGUUGGCUUUUAA
This is a messenger RNA of Hansenula ciferrii, 1107 nucleotides long. It is a transcript of the gene MSW1, whose product is annotated as tryptophan--tRNA ligase MSW1. The transcript has a single exon. Bases 1 to 1107 code for a protein of 368 amino acids. NCBI's taxonomy places the organism in Eukaryota, Fungi, Ascomycota, Saccharomycetes, Phaffomycetales, Wickerhamomycetaceae. The record is from RefSeq and is a predicted model, not a curated record. Gene Ontology annotation, molecular function: ATP binding; tryptophan-tRNA ligase activity. Gene Ontology annotation, cellular component: mitochondrion; mitochondrial matrix. Gene Ontology annotation, biological process: mitochondrial tryptophanyl-tRNA aminoacylation.